This is a messenger RNA of Medicago truncatula (barrel medic), 2092 nucleotides long. RefSeq lists its product as uncharacterized. Lineage: Eukaryota; Viridiplantae; Streptophyta; Magnoliopsida; Fabales; Fabaceae. The record is from RefSeq and is a predicted model, not a curated record. The transcript is spliced from 5 exons. Bases 146 to 1819 code for a protein of 557 amino acids.
CAACUUACUAGUAUAAGCUAGAUUAGAUUUGUAAACUCGCCCGCCAAUGUUGGUAAAAUUUAAAUUCCCUCCAUUUACACGAAAUUCAAAUUAAACCAAAAUUAAUUAAUAAACCCUUCUUUACAUUCAUCGAAUUCAUUCAAUUAUGAUGGAUGAUGAAGAAGCUCCAUCAUUCUCUCUAGGCUUCGAUCUCGAUUCACCAAAUCAAGACCCGACUACCCUUAUUGUACCCGAUUCCGACUCCGAUCCUGAUACCCGACCCGAUCCUCCACCUCGUCGUAUUCUCAGCCGUCUCCGUCGCGGUCUACCUUCCUCCUCCUCCUUCGUUCGCCGCCCAACUGAACCACCACCGCCUUUGUUUGUCGUUGACAUCGAUGUUGAUGAUUAUGAUGAUAUUGAAGAGUUCUCCUCCCAAGAUGAACCUGUUCAAGUAUCUGCACAUUCCUCUGGUCGGAAUCGUUCUGUGUGUAGUAGCUCAAAAGUGUCAUUGAAAGGUGCUGGAGUUUUAAUUCCUCAUUCAUCUAUCAGCUCUAGUGAGAAAAAAAGAAAGCAGGAUUUGGAAAUUCCAGAUUCUGUUGGGUUGGAAACCGGCCGAAGUGGGUCGGUGUUUCGCAAGUUUGCAGCUAGUCCUCUUCGCAAGUUUCAAUUGAUUGAUUCUGAUGAUGAUGAAAUGGUUGUUGGUGGUGAAAAUAAACCCGGGCCCUCCUCCUCAACAGGGCCAAUGUGUAACCGAAACACACCAUUGACUUCUUUAGAACAAGAUAGCAAGACACAGUUUGCUGACGUGAACCGAAAUCAGGAGGAUUUAUGGAAAGAUCUUUCCCCGGUGAAGAAUUUUUCCAUUUCUAGGAAUUCUCAAGCUUCUGUUGGGUUGGAAGCUGGUCAGAGUAGAUCGGCAUUUCCCAAACCCAAGUUAGCGGCUAGUCCUCUUCGCAAGAUUCAAUUGCUUGAUUCUGAUUCUGAUGAUGAUCUUAUUGUUGAAGAUGUUAAAGGCACAGAUAAACUUCGCCCCGCUUUGUCAACAGGUAAACGAAACACACCUUUGAAUUCUUCGAAACAAGAUAAAAAGGUGCGGUUUGUUGACGAGGAACAAAAUCAGAAACAUUUUUCCCCAGUGAAGACUUUUUCCAUUCCUACACCUGCCUUCAAUGAUGUGUGUGAUGAAUACUUUCGUUCUGCCAACAACACGCAAGCACCAAAAUCAAAUCACAAUGAGACAUAUCACAGGGUUGAUUCUGAAUGCCAAGAGGAUGAACAAAUAUGGGAAGCGGCAGGUCCUCUCCCUCCCGCACAUCAUUAUUAUUUCCAUGAGGAUUCAAGAAUUCCACAGUUGGUUAGCAGUCGACUGUGUAAUUUUAGUCCAUUAUGUGUCAACGCAUUGGAUCAGCAACAAAAUAUCGAUUACAUAGGACAAUUUGACAGUGGAGGAUCAACAAGAAGACGAAGCAAAUCAAAAAAAUUUAAUGGUUCUGAAGGUUCGGUAGAUCCCAAUAUCAUUUCUACUAGUAGUAGAAAGAAAGCAACAAAGAGAAACAGCACUAAGAGAAAUAAUGAAACAAGCAAAUUAAACUCUUCAGAUGUUUCUGCAAGUUGGGUCGAACCGAAAGAUGCAGGUCAAAGGCGCGUACAAGCAAGCGAUCAAUCAGCUGGUCAUUGGUAUACAGGAUCAGAUGGAAGAAAGGUUUAUGUUGACAAAAAUGGGAAGGAGUCAACUGGCCGAAAUGCUUACAGACUUUAUCGGAAGGAGAGUGGAGCAGCAUCCAAGAAAUCCGAAAAGAAAACAACUGCCAAGAAGCCAGCUGCCAAGAAGGGAAACUGAACAUUUGAUGCAACAUAUUGUUCCCUGCCAGGUCCAACAUUAAACUACUUUUUGACAGGAACCUGUAAAUUACUUGCUGAUACACUUAUUAACAUUACUAACAUGUAAAGAGAGCAUCGGAGAAAACACGCCGUCUUGUAGAAAAGAGAGGACACUUUUUUAUUACGCACAAAACGUGUUGUUUACUAUGGAUACUUACUAGCUAGAUUACAUGCUCAUCUUGCCUUUUUUAAUGGCUAUUUUACUAUAUAUAUAUUUUCCAUGCUUGCGCCA